GAUGAAGAUCAAAGCAGAAAAAAAAUGCUGAGCCUCUCGCGUGUUCGAUAUUCUUGUACCUACCUUCCCUCCCUUUUUCCUUUCCUUUCUUUUUUCACUUUUUUUUUAGGUCACUUUCACUUCUUCACACAUAUUUCGACUACUUAUCCUCUCAUACUCAUAUCAUGCUUAUCCAAUCCUUCCUUCUUGCUUGCUCUACUACCGUGGCAUUGGCUCUUGGCAGUGAACAGGCCAUUAUCAGCACUGCACGCCUAGUUGGUAAAGAUAUUACUGAUCCCAGAGCGAAUGGGGUCGAAAUCUUUCGCAACCCUCACAAUCAUGCUGCUGCCGCUGGGAGCAUACUUGUGUUCAGUGGUGAGGCUGUUAGAUACCAACCUCAACAGGACGGCAUUCUAUUUGAUAAAAAUAUUUACGACAACUACAAACAAAAUUUUUUUGCCUUUCCUGGCUUCGCCUUGAGCUACGACACUCUUCCGAUCUCGUUUGAGUUGAAUGGUGACCGCAGACAGCUCCGCGACUCACUCGAAAGAGCCUAUAAUGAAAACGAUAACCGUAGCAACAAUGACGCCAAAGAGAUUGCAGACGCGUUUGAAAAAUUGCUGCCUAGGAAACUGAAUGAUAAAAAGGCGCAGGCAGCCAAGGAUUGGACCUUGAGUCAGACGUUGAUUCGAAGUGGAGAAGACAAAAGAGUCUAUAUUGAGAUCCAUGAACUCAGUCUUACGCUUACGACCAGCAUGACCACGGGUUAUGUGCAGAUAAACAAACAGACAGCAACGAUCCGUUCUGCCAAAUUGAAUGUCAAUGAUCGGUUCUUGACUUCUUUUGCUGAUAAUCUUGCGCAGAGGAUCCCCACGUUGAGGAUAAGGGACGCGAUAAGAAUACUUUCGACCAGCAACCUUCAGCUGUUUUUGGCCGAUUUUGAUGAAAAAACUGAUGGUUCUUAUGGCUCUGCCGCUGGUACUAGACGUACCCACUCCCGUCAGCGCUUUUACUCCCUAUCACAACUCCGAAUGUAGAUUUGUGAAGUGUGGCGAAGUAACUUUUUUAUUUAUACAUUUUCUAAACGAUGUCC
Lobosporangium transversale is the source of this 1072-nucleotide messenger RNA. RefSeq lists its product as hypothetical. Lineage: Eukaryota; Fungi; Mortierellomycota; Mortierellomycetes; Mortierellales; Mortierellaceae. The record is from RefSeq and is a predicted model, not a curated record. Bases 165 to 1016 code for a protein of 283 amino acids. The transcript has 2 exons.